Molecule: messenger RNA, 888 nt
Organism: Lobosporangium transversale
Lineage: Eukaryota; Fungi; Mortierellomycota; Mortierellomycetes; Mortierellales; Mortierellaceae
Exons: 4
Coding region: 1-888 (295 amino acids)
Source: RefSeq, a predicted model, not a curated record
AUGUCAAAUCCACCUGGCCAGGCUGGUCCAUGGUCAGAUAAUCCCAGUUACGAAGUUCAUGCAUGGAUCGGCUUCAAAGGGAAGACGUUCCCAUGUGGAGGAUAUCCCAAGGGUCCUGUAACUACAUACAGAGCUGGAGACAUUAUUCAAGUACGGUUCUGGAACCAUCAAGUGAAAGACUAUCAAUCAUUCCCUCCACCGGAUAAUAUUCCUCAAGCACGCCAUGGUGGUGGAGCUUGUGAGUUUUCUUUGUCGUAUGAUGGCGGUAAAACUUGGAACGUCAUUGGACAAUACACCAAGACAUGUCCUGAUAUUUAUUAUGAAUGGCCUGUUCAAAUUCCUGCCAAUGUACCCAGCUGUACUGACUCGGAUCGUUGUCUAUUUGCAUGGUCAUGGACAGCCUAUGCUACGAACCAGUUUUACCAUCAUUGUGCCAACGUUGUCAUCAACAGUGCAGACCCGAAUGGAUCGCUUCCACCACUCGAGAUGACUGUUACUAAUGUAGAGCAGAUCGGCCAAAAAGCAGAUACAAAUGCGGAAGGUGACAAAAUCAAGACAAAGUCUACCGGCCCUAAUAAGAAUCAAACCACCACAAACACUAAUGGAUUCUAUGCUGCAGGAGGAGCUGCUGGAACUCAAGGCAUCGACCUUGGAUUGAAUACUAUCAAGGGAAAGACGCCACCACCUGAUGAGGAGGAUGAUAAAGUUGGUAGCGGUAAAGGAGGCGAUAACAGCAGUGGCGGCAAUGGCAGUGGCAACAAUGACAGCAGUGACAAUGUCAGCAGGAACAAGGGUGGUCUUCGAAUCGGAGCCAGCUCACGAUUUGAUCCAACAUCACUAAAAGUCCUUCUUUUGAUCUCAAGUGUAUUAGUAUCAUUAUAUGCCUAA